Messenger RNA from Corythoichthys intestinalis (scribbled pipefish), 4056 nucleotides. Its product is annotated as serine/threonine-protein kinase N1-like. The record is from RefSeq and is a predicted model, not a curated record. Lineage: Eukaryota; Metazoa; Chordata; Actinopteri; Syngnathiformes; Syngnathidae. Bases 581 to 3379 code for a protein of 932 amino acids. Gene Ontology annotation, biological process: intracellular signal transduction; peptidyl-serine phosphorylation. Gene Ontology annotation, molecular function: ATP binding; protein serine/threonine kinase activity; small GTPase binding. The transcript has 23 exons.
GAUCCGAGGAGGAGAGCAAGAGAGGUUGCGCGCGAGCGAGGCGUGUUUGACUCGACGCGGCUGUUACCUUACCGGUGGCGCUCUCUCUCUUUCGCUCUCUCUUCAGCGAACAAGCAACGAAGAAGCUCCCGUUUCUGUCGCGGUUUUCUCUCCAAAGUCGCCGUGGAUUUGACCUCCGAGCGACAGAGCGAGACGGAACCGCUGCCGCGUGUGAGGGGGAGGCUUUCUUCCUUCCUUUCCCGGGGUUCAUUGUUGUAAGCUGCCAUUGUGGAUUUGCCCCUGGUUCGAGCCGAAUGAUUGAAAGGCAGGGAGCACGUUUUUAUCAGUGUAUUUUGCUCAAAUACAACGCGAGAGGAGCAGCUUGGUGAAACAACGGAAAGAGCUGGUCCACACCCAGGCGAGGAUUACCUCUUGGCCGCCUUUGUGUCAACAGGCAGUUAGGACAAAGUUGAGACAACAUCCAUCAUCGCGUGCCAUUGUCUCUGGGCUCAGCAGCGGCGGCGACGACGGGGGGAACUGGGGAGGAGAAGCCCCACAUGAGCACAGGUUGGCCGGUGGGGUUACGGCAACAGUCACAGCGAUGGCCAACGAUUCAAUACAAAGUGACCCGGGUGGGCUGUCGGUACUGGAGCAACUGGGUCUGGACCAGAACUCAGACUUCUCUGACUCUAGCGUGCAGCAGCUUUUAGAUGAGCAACGAGAGAGGAUUCGCCGGGAGAUCCGCAAGGAGCUGAAGAUUAAAGAAGGAGCUGAGAACCUGCGCAGGGCCACCACAGACAAGAGGAACGCACAGCAGGUGGAUAGCCAGCUUCGUAGCUCCAAUCGCAAGCUAGAUAACCUUCACGCCCAGCUUCAAGAACUAGACGCUCACAUUGUGGUAAAGGGAGGAGAUGAGAACAAAGAUGAAUGUCCUCAGUCUCCUGGGUCAGAGAGCAGAACGUCAGCCCACAAGGAGCGCAUCACUGCCCUGGAGAGGCAGCUGAACAUUGAGCUCAAAGUCAAGCAAGGAGUUGAGAACAUGAUCCCUAUCUAUGCCAAUGGAUCCACAAAGGAUAAAAAGAUGCUGCAGACAGCCCAGCAGAUGCUGCAGGACAGUAAAACCAAAAUAGACAUCAUCCGCAUGCAAAUCCGUAAAGCCGUGCAGGCCACCGAGCACAAUGACGACACUCAAGGUAACAAUGACAUGUGUGGGGUGGAGCUGCGCAUCGAGGAGCUGAGGCAUCACUACAGAGUGGAGCAUGCUGUCGCUGAAGGAGCCAAAAAUGUGCUUCGGCUCCUGGGGACCAGCAAGGUUCAGGACAAGAAAGCUCUUUCUGAAGCACAGUCUCGACUGAGUGAGGCCUCUCAACGCUUGGACCUGCUGAGGGAUUCUCUGGACCACCGCCUAGCCGAGCUACCUGAGGACCACCCCAAGGCCAAUGUCAUCAAAGAGGAGAUGGUGCUGUCCUCCUCACCUGCCUUCAGCUCUCGCCACGGCGCCCCCUACAUACACAACCAGUACAGCACCCUCAACAAGCCCUCACCUCUCACUGGUACCUUGCAGGUGCAGCUGCUAGGCUGCGUGGGAUUGUUGGAGGUAGUCCCAGGGCGCAAUAAGGGAACUGCCGUCAUGUUACCCUGUUACAGCCCCGGUGAUACACGGUACUUCAUGAGGGGCAACAAGGGCCUCUAUGGUCGGAGUGGUUCGGUCAGUGGGAAAACGCCGAGCAAGACAGAGGAGCUUUCGUCUGAGGUGAGCGCUGUGCUUAAGCUGGAUAACACAGUGGUUGGCCAGACAGCUUGGAAGACUGUCGGGGAGCAGGCGUGGGACCAGACCUUCACUGUGGAGCUGGAGAGGUCGAGGGAGAUGGAGAUUGCAGUGUACUGGAAAGACUACCGCUCACUGUGUGCUGUGAAGUACUUGAAGCUAGAAGAGUUCCUGGACAAUCAGAAGCACACAGUUCAGCUAGAGCUUGAACCUCAAGGCUUGCUGCUGGCUGAGGUGACAUUCUUCAAUCCUGUUAUUGAGAGAGUUCCUCGUCUCCAAAGGCAAAAGAAGGUCUUUUCCAAACAGCAAGGCAAGGCGUUCCUUCGAGCUCGCCAAAUGAAUGUGGACAUCGGCACAUGGGUCAGGCUUCUCCGAAACGCCAUCCCCACCGUCAACAACUCUGGAACCUACAGCCCUAGCGCACACAACUUAACACUCAAUUCUGGGGAGAUCUCCGUGGAGAAGCUAAGUCUGGAUAGUGACUCUCCAAUAAAGGGUGAUUACAAGCGAGAUGCGGAAGUGCACACGCCGGACCGACCGCCAAUCAUCGAGCCCUUUACCCUCCCAGACCUCACCCCUGAGUGCCCUGUCCGAUCCCCGUCUGUCAGCAGUAGGCAGAGAAAAGGCCCUCUGUCCCUCCAAGACUUUAGGCUGAUAGCCGUGUUGGGACGAGGCCAUUUUGGGAAGGUGCUGUUGGCAGAGUUCAAGAAGACGGGCACAAUGUUCGCCAUUAAGGCUCUGAAGAAAGGUGACAUUAUAGCACGUGACGAAGUUGAAAGUCUGAUGUGUGAGAAGCGCAUCUUUGAGACUGUCAACAUGUCGCACCAUCCCUUCCUGGUCAACCUGUUUGCCUGCUUCCAGACACCAGAGCAUGUAUGUUUUGUCAUGGAGUACACAGCGGGAGGUGAUCUGAUGAUGCACAUCCACACCGACGUCUUCACUGAGCCACGGGCCGUGUUUUAUGCUGCUUGUGUGGUUCUUGGACUUCAGUUUUUGCAUGACCACAAGAUUGUGUACAGAGAUUUGAAGCUGGACAACCUGCUACUGGACACCGACGGCUAUGUGAAGAUUGCCGACUUUGGCUUAUGUAAAGAAGGCAUGGGUUACGGGGACCGCACUAGCACUUUUUGUGGGACGCCUGAGUUUUUAGCCCCCGAGGUCCUGACGGAUACAUCCUACACUAGAGCAGUAGAUUGGUGGGGACUAGGGGUCCUCAUCUACGAGAUGUUAGUAGGAGAGUCACCCUUCCCAGGGGAUGAUGAAGAAGAGGUGUUUGACAGCAUUGUAAAUGACGAAGUCCGCUACCCGCGCUUCCUCUCGACCGAAGCCAUCGGUAUCAUGAGACGGCUGCUAAGGCGGAACCCAGAGAGGCGACUGGGCUCCGGCGAGAAGGAUGCUGAGGAGGUGAAGAAGCAGCCAUUCUUCAGGAACAUGGACUGGGAGGCGCUGCUGCAGAGGAAGGUGCCUCCUCCCUUCAUCCCCUCCAUCGGUGACCGGGAAGACGUCAGCAACUUCGAUGAGGAGUUCACCACUGAGCAGCCGGCCCUGACGCCCCCCCGAGAGCCCCGUGUUCUCACACGCAAGGACCAGGACAGUUUCCUGGACUUUGACUACGUCUCGGACGUAUGCUAGUGAAGCGGGGAUGUCGUUUCGUGGCCCCCCAGAAUGAUUGUUUCGUUAAAACACUGUGAAUGAAUGUGGAUGACACUGAAGUUAUGGUAAUUUUCCACGUCUGUGAGCUUUUAUAAGCACAGGCUGAAGGAAAUUGGGUAAAUUAUUAGCGAGACAAAUACGAUAAAAUUCGACUCGCUGCCUCUCAUUUACGAUGCCUUACAUUUGUACUUGUAUCAAACACACGGACCAGUAAAGUUCUUAUGUUGUCUAGUCUUUGUAUAGUACAGGAAAGUUGACGAGAUGAGGUGCAAACAUAUUUGCCACUGUUUUUAUUUUUGUUUUUUAAGAAUUGAGAAAAUAUGACGUGUCAGAAGAGUGAAUCCACUAAUGACAAAUCCUCACGUUAAGCUGACUGGGAUUUGUCAACAGGGUAAACAACCACUGUCUAGACAUCAACACUGUUGACGUCUUCUAUUUAUGCUGUAUGGAUUUCAUUGGUGACGUCUUCACAGCAGCAUUUGGUGCAAACAGACUUUUGACUUUUGCAAUAUUCCAAAUACAAUGUUCAAACUAGGUUUUCAAUUGGAUUCAGUUGGCUAUACCGUUUGCAAUAAAAUGCCAAGCACAGUAGCACAUGGCACAAAUAUCAGCGCAACAUCUCUGUGGUUGUCAUUAAAAAUAUAUAUACGAACUCA